CGCCCCACUUCCGGUUAUAUCUAUUUCAUGAGUGAGCCGCGUUGUUUUUCUUUUUUUCAGCGUUCACAUGUUCUAGAUAACCAAAUCGGCCCUGUAGCUUCUCUGUCCGUGUUUUUGAGCGGAGACUGACUGAGACGGGCUACAGCCGGGAAGGAAGUGCAGCUGAGCCGCCUCUCCGGACCGACCGACUGUCACAGCUCCGCCGCGGUCAGCCUUCAUAAGCGCUCGCAGCCUCCAGCCGGGGGAGAGGCGCCGGACAGGAGCGGGGCUGGCGGUGUUAUGGUACGGAAAACAACGGAGACGAGGCUAAGGGAGCUCUCUCUCACUGCGCCAUGGCGGCUGACAUCAGCCCUCGUCCCCAAGCCCGCAAGCCCGUCCUGCUCAGCAAGAUCGAAGCCCUUCAGGACGUGGUGAACACGGCCGUGAUCAUACCGAAGGAGGACGGGGUGAUCAGCGUCUCCCAGGACAGGACGGUCCGUGUAUGGCUGAAGAGAGACAGUGGACAGUACUGGCCCAGCAUCUACCACACAAUGCCGGCUCCCUGCUCGUGUAUGUCUUUUAACCCUGAGACCAGGAGGCUUUCUGUCGGGAUGGACAACGGAGUCGUCUCUGAGUUCAUCCUGUCAGAAGACUACAAUAAAAUGACUCCGGCUCGCUCCUAUCAGGCUCAUCAGGGUGGUGUGACUGUGGUGUUAUUUGUGUUGGAGAUGGAGUGGGUUCUGAGCACAGGACAGGAUAAGAGCUUUACCUGGCACUGCUCAGAGAGCGGUCAGCAGCUUGGCACCUACAGAACCACUGCGUGGGUGUCUGGACUUCAAUUUGAUGUGGAGACCAGACACGCUUUUGUGGGUGACCACUCUGGUCAGGUGACCAUCCUGAAACUGGAACAAGACAGCUGCAGUCUGGUCACCACUUUCAAAGGCCACACAGGUAGUGUAACAGCUUUGUGCUGGGAUCCAGUACAGAGGGUGUUAUUUUCUGGAAGCUCAGAUCAUUCCAUAAUUAUGUGGGACAUCGGGGGCCGGAAAGGCACAGCCAUUGAACUGCAGGGACACAAUGAGAAGGUGCAGGGACUGUGCUACGCUCCCCACACUCGCCAGCUCAUCUCCUGCGGCUCUGAUGGAGGAAUCGUCGUCUGGAACAUGGACGUUACACGUCAAGAGACUCCAGAGUGGCUGGACAGCGACUCCUGUCAGAGGUGCGAACAGCCGUUUUUCUGGAACUUUAAACAAAUGUGGGACAGCAAAAAGAUCGGCCUGCGACAGCAUCACUGCAGGAAGUGCGGGCAGGCCGUGUGCGGUAAAUGCUCGUCCAAGCGCUCCACCAUUCCGCUCAUGGGCUUCGAGUUUGAGGUGCGGGUUUGCGACAGCUGCCACGAGUCCAUCACUGAUGAAGAACGGGCACCCACCGCAACGUUUCAUGACAGCAAGCAUGCCGUCGUGCACAUGCACUAUGAGCCGACCAGGAGCUGGCUGCUGACCUCUGGAGCAGACAGGGUCAUCAAGUUAUGGGAUAUGACCCCUGUGGUAUCCUGAAAAGUGACCAUUACCUUGGCCAGCGGUGACCAUCCCACACCAGAGGAUGCUGACACCAUGGCAAUACUCAGCACAAGCUCUGUGUGGAUGGAGAAGAUACACAGAGUUCACCAUGGACCCAGAUGUUGUCUGCUGAGAAGAUGAAAAGCCUCUACAGGAUCAGCUCAAACAGCCUGCAAAGACAAACUGAACUCAAGGAAAAGUCUAGCACUGAUACAGAGGGUGGACACUUACAGGAGAUACCCAGGAUGUGUGCAUGUGUGUGUGUGUGUGUGUGUGAGAGAGCGACAUGUGGGACCAUGUACAGUCAUGUGAAAAGAAUAGCUUGACCAAACACGCUAAUGUGGCUAUCAGUGAAUGGAAGCUAAUGGCCAGCAGUUAGCAUGACAUCACUGGCACAGUACUAAUUGGUGGCUGUUCUUCUUUUUAAUUUAUUGUAAACAACAUUAGCUUUUUUGACUGAACUGUUCCUUUAAAAUGGGCCAGUCACGUCCUGCUUAAUCAUAUCCUGUGAAAAACACCUAAACUUUGUUACCCUCUUUAAAAACUAGUGUUGUGUUUAUUGUCUGUGAACAUGCAAAUCAAACUGUUCGUAUUGUUUUUAGGCAUGUGGCAUGUGUGAACAAAACAAAGCUCACAUUGAAGUGCCUUUCUCAUAUGUACUUAAUUUAUGUAAUACUUUGUCAGUUGAUCAUGGAUCGCCGAUUUGACACUAAAUUAAAACGAAUGUUGUUUAGCUGUAGUAAUAAUUAUUGAAAAGGGUCACACUUUAUGUGUGAAGCCCACCUGUUUGGAUCAGUAAAAGCUAAAUCCAGUUUAAA
This is a messenger RNA of Colossoma macropomum (tambaqui), 2356 nucleotides long. It is a transcript of the gene wdfy2, whose product is annotated as WD repeat and FYVE domain containing 2. Gene Ontology annotation, molecular function: metal ion binding; protein binding. The coding region runs from base 333 to 1535 and encodes 400 amino acids. The transcript is spliced from 12 exons. The record is from RefSeq and is a predicted model, not a curated record. NCBI's taxonomy places the organism in Eukaryota, Metazoa, Chordata, Actinopteri, Characiformes, Serrasalmidae.